Molecule: messenger RNA, 878 nt
Organism: Micropterus dolomieu (smallmouth bass)
Lineage: Eukaryota; Metazoa; Chordata; Actinopteri; Centrarchiformes; Centrarchidae
Exons: 9
Coding region: 77-766 (229 amino acids)
Source: RefSeq, a predicted model, not a curated record
GGAAAUACUGGAAGCGCCUUUCAAGGGUCCCAGCUCUACCUUUUAGGAUCAGACAGCUCUCUGAUUUAUUGUAGAUAUGAGAUAUCAAGCUGUUCUGCGCCUUGCUGCUGUAACUGCUGUCCUCCUAAUAACAUGGGGAAUCUCCAUCAACUCAUUUGAUGUGCGGAAAGCAAGAAGUAUUCUCAGGCUUAAUUACGAAGAUCAAAUCAAACCUACAUUCAAAACAGCUACACCUAAGUGCAACCUCUCUAGAGCCUGUCCACCCGACCAUUUCGCUUUUUACAUCAGGAGCGGAGCAGCUAAUGUUGUCGGACCAAAGAUCUGUUUUGAUGGUAAAAUCAUCAUGAGUCAUGUGUUGAAUAAUGUGGGACCAGGACUGAACAUUGUGGUGGUAAAUGGUGAAAAAGGACUUGUGGAAAAAUGUGGCUAUCUUAAUAUGAUAUCUGGAAACCCACACGACAUAUUGGCGUACCUGAACGCGAUAAAACCUGGAAUGAUUGUUUUGGUGGCCUCGUUUGAUGAUGUGACAACAAAGAUGACAAAAGAAAUGAGGGAUGUAUUUGUUGGAAUGGGAAGCACUUUGAUCACAUCUGUAAAACACAGAGACAGCUGGGUGUUUGCUGGAAGAGCAGGGGCAGAAAAUAAAACCCUCUUUGAGAAGCAAGCUGUUAAUGAAGAGAAAACCAACGUUUAUGAAAACUGGCCGGAUAUGGUGGAGGUGGACGGCUGCUUCCAAAGGACCAUAACUGACGGACAUGAACCUUAAAGGACCUUUGUGAUGAAAAGGAGAAUAUCUUCCUUUUUUCAUGGCCUUUCAAGAAUUCCCUCUUAAAUGAUGCCACACCAAAUAGUUUUACACUCUUUCUGAAACUCAAGAU